ACCACAGUCGCUAGCAGUACAAAGUCCAACGCGGUUUGUUUAGUCAUGGAAAAAACUAACAUCGUGGCUUGUAGGAAUCCAACUUCUCGUGACGCGAGCGAUGACGAGGAAGCGACGUGGUCGCAUGCAUGGGGGCUCAUCUCGGGCUUUGCCGUCUCCAUCACCCUCAAAACAGCAAUCGAGCUCGGCAUCAUCGACGCACUGACCAACGCCGCCGGCCGUGCGCUGACGGUGGACGAGCUGGCCGCGCAGCUCCCGGCACCGGACAAGGCCGGGUCGGCUGCCUCGGUGGACCGGCUUCUCCGGCUCCUUGCCGCCUUCGACGUUGUGCGGUGUUCGACGGAGACGGGUCCGGACUGUGAGGCAGUCCGGAAGUACACUCCGGCGCCGGUGUGCCGGUGGCUCACCAGCAACCGCAGCGAUGGGUCGCUGGCCCCCUUGGCCAUGUUGGCCGUCGACCAGGAUUACUUGCCGACCUGGAAUCAAAUGGGGGCGGCGGUGGUGUGCGGUGUUCCAACGCCGUUCGAGAGGGCGCACGGGGUGCCGCUGUUUGAGUACAUGGGGAAGAACCCUCGGCUAAGCGGGGUGUUCAACCAAGCUAUGUUCCACAUGUCAGUCACGGUCAUCAGCAAGAUGGUCGAGCGCUUCGACGGCUUCGACGGCGUCGAAGUUCUCGUCGACGUCGGCGGGGGGACUGGUGCCGCCCUGGAGAUGAUCACCGCCCGCCACAAGCAUAUAAAGGGCAUCAACUUUGACCUGCCUUACGUCAUCACUCAGGCGCCGUCUCUCCCGGGUGUGGAAAAUAUUGCUGGAAAUAUGUUUGAGAAUGUACCCACGGGAGAUGCAAUUUUUUUAAAGUGGAUACUCCAUCUACAGAAUGAUGAUGAAUGCAUUAAGAUCCUCAAGAACUGCCACCGGGCUCUUCCAGCCAACGGCAAGGUGAUCGUUGUGGAAAUUGUCCUGCCGACCACCACAGAGGCAACUCGUGAGGCGCAGAAUAUGUUCCUUCUAGACGUCAUCAUGUUCAAUAACCAGCAGGGUGGAAAGGAGAGGACUGAGCAGGAUUUCCUAAAGAUGGCCAGGAGCUCCGGGUUUGAUGGUGCCUUCCGUUCCACCUACAUCUUCGGUAACUUCUGGGCUCUCGAGUUCACCAAGUAGUUGCCAUGGGCAUGCAGACUGCAGCUACAUCUCCAUCUACGCCAUGCAUGUAUCAUUUUUUUUCCUUUUUUGAAAAGGAGGACUACCCCCGGACCAUGCAUCAUUGCGAUGUGCACAGCCUUUAUCAUUGUUUGUAUUGAUCUCCUCUCCUAUAUGUGUUACUUCGAUUGUAUACUUGUUUACAUUAAUAUUGUAAGACGUGCAGCAGUACCUAUUUGUAUUCUCAACA
This is a messenger RNA of Triticum aestivum (bread wheat), 1387 nucleotides long. Its product is annotated as probable inactive methyltransferase Os04g0175900. Lineage: Eukaryota; Viridiplantae; Streptophyta; Magnoliopsida; Poales; Poaceae. Bases 46 to 1158 code for a protein of 370 amino acids. Gene Ontology annotation, molecular function: protein dimerization activity; O-methyltransferase activity. The record is from RefSeq and is a predicted model, not a curated record. The transcript is spliced from 4 exons.